Teleopsis dalmanni is the source of this 2199-nucleotide messenger RNA. RefSeq names its product fork head domain transcription factor slp2 (gene slp2). Gene Ontology annotation, biological process: regulation of transcription by RNA polymerase II. The record is from RefSeq and is a predicted model, not a curated record. The transcript has a single exon. The coding region runs from base 305 to 1684 and encodes 459 amino acids. Gene Ontology annotation, molecular function: sequence-specific double-stranded DNA binding; DNA-binding transcription factor activity. Lineage: Eukaryota; Metazoa; Arthropoda; Insecta; Diptera; Diopsidae. Gene Ontology annotation, cellular component: nucleus.
GCGAAUUGUUUAACUCCGAAUGUAAAUAUUUAGACUUGCACUACUCAAAUGUGUGUUGAAAUUAAUUAAGCUUAUUAGCAAAGUAGCAAAGUAGCAAAGUAACAAAGUAGCAAAAUAGCAAAGACGUUUGAAACGCGCGGUAUUAUUUGUUGUUAUUUGUUGUUGUACAUGUCGAAGUAUAUAAUUGCAUUGUGUGUAAAUAAUAUAGUGUGGAUAGUUAAAUGACGUGGAAGAAGACGAAGUUUCUGAACUUGUAUAGCUAAGUCGACUUUGUUGUAAAUUCAAAAGUGUUGUAAUUUAAAUCAUGGUUAAAAUUGAUAGAGUUAAAGACGAUAAAAGACUACCUAAUCAAAGCCAUCAAACAUCACUUGCAUUCCUUGAGGAAUCUUCCGCUCAGGUCGAGGAUUUUAAGCACGCGUUACUUGUAAAAAUGGCACGAACACCUCAUCUCAAAUCGAGUUUUUCAAUCAAUUCAAUCCUACCAGAAACAGUCGAGGAUCAUGAAGAAGAGAACUACGGCGUUAACACAACACACGAAAGAAACUGCAAUUCGCCGCUGGGCUCAGAAGAUCACGACAUAACUGAUGUGGACUCCGAUCUCGAUGUGACGAGCAUGUCGCCGACGCCUUUCAGAGAAUGUGUGGACUUGAGUUUUCGAAAUGAUAAUAAAAUAAACGCACAAAAACAACUGCAACAACAUAAUGGAGAAGAUGAUGAGGAGUUGGAGAGUGAAUUGGAUGGUGGCGAUGAUGGCGUUGAUGAUGCCGAUAUUGAGGCUGAGGACGUGGACGAAGAAGGUGAAAUCGAUGCAGAAAUGAUAACUGAAAAAACGAAUGGCAAGCCCGUUGUCGAUAAGAAGGGUAACGAAAAACCUCCAUACAGUUAUAAUGCAUUGAUUAUGAUGGCCAUUAGGCAAAGUCAGGAAAAACGCUUAACGCUAAAUGGCAUAUAUGAAUUUAUAAUGACAAAUUUUCCUUAUUAUCGUGACAAUAAACAAGGCUGGCAAAAUUCCAUUAGACACAAUCUCAGUUUGAAUAAAUGUUUUGUUAAAGUACCGCGUCACUACGAUGAUCCCGGUAAAGGUAAUUAUUGGAUGCUCGAUCCGUCGGCAGAAGAUGUAUUCAUCGGCGGCUCAACAGGAAAGUUACGACGACGUACAACCGCUGCUUCACGUUCACGUUUAGCUGCUUUUAAACGUUCGCUAAUUGGUCCCAUAUUUCCCGGUUUGAGCUAUCCACAAUUUGGACAAUUUCUUUAUCCGCAACAAACACCCGCAGCAACUACCCCACCACCAGCACCUGGCCUCUUGGCAAGCAUGUAUGGUCGUUAUAGUCCAUAUGUGCCAAAAAAUCCACACUCCUUACCAAUGCCAAUCACAUUUCCAACACCUUCAUUCUUCGGUAAUAUACCACACCAAAGUCACACCACACCAACAUCAACGGAACUGUAUCAGCGCCUACAUUAUCAACAACUCUUGCAUCAUCAUCUGACACAGCAUCGACAACAACAUCUCAUAGCCAACAAUCAACUUACGAACCAAAUUCCCCAGAUACCAACCACACAACAGCCACUGCAAGUCAUGACGCAUCUGGGCCAGCUACCUUCUCCAAGCCAACAGCUAUCGCCGACGGCGGCCGCAACAUCGAUACUCACACCAAUCACGAUGGUCUCGCGCAAUAGCUGAGAACGAACUUAUUUCCUCACAGAUCCGGCACCAAGGGGCUUACCUAUGUAUAUCUAAUUUUAAGUUAUGCAAACUGAGAAACUGAUAACGAGCAAGUAUCUAAACAGACUCUCUUCUUGGGCCAAGGAUACAUUAGAAAACAAAAACGCUUCAAUAUGUCUUGCUCCCAAGUAUCUUCAAGUACUUGGAAAACCUACUUAAUCGCACUGCAUACGAACUCCGAAAAGAAGCGUAACAAAGGUUUCGAUCACCAAUCACCAAUCAACAAGCAAACGACGCGAUGCGUCCUCUCAGAUACGAAACCCGUCAGAUACUUCAGAUACUUUGUGUAAGAAUAAAGCAAAAGUAGAGUACGUAAAUUCAUUUUUUUAUUUGUCAUCGCUGUACAUAUAUAUUAAACAUGAAAUCCUAAACUAUUUAGAUAUUUCAAUAUAACGAAAAUUACUAUAAUUAAUUAAUUAAUUAUAAAAAUCAUUAAUUAUUAAUACAAUUAUUAUUUUAUUAGUCCUUAUUUA